Trichoderma breve is the source of this 957-nucleotide messenger RNA. RefSeq names its product pinin/SDK/memA/ protein conserved region domain-containing protein. Gene Ontology annotation, cellular component: catalytic step 2 spliceosome. NCBI's taxonomy places the organism in Eukaryota, Fungi, Ascomycota, Sordariomycetes, Hypocreales, Hypocreaceae. The record is from RefSeq and is a predicted model, not a curated record. Bases 1 to 957 code for a protein of 318 amino acids. The transcript is spliced from 4 exons.
AUGGCUACGAUGGGGGAGUCGGAGACGGUGGCAUCGAAGCCAGCGGAUGAGGACCGUCCAGCGCCGGAAAAGGCGCCAGACGCAUCUCUUAAGAGAAAAGCAGAAGACGAAGGCCCCGAGGACGAUUCUCCCAAGCGUGCAAAGCACGACGAUGACGAGGACGAUGACGCUACAUCAACUUCAAGGCGGCAACCUUCGCCUAGUCACGAUCACGAUCACAACCACGACCACGGCCACGACCACGGCCGCGAGGACGGCCGCGAGGACGAUGACAAGGAGGUCACUUCAGCUGCGUCCCAAGACCGACGCAGACAAGCUAUGCAGGAAGAGAAGAAGCGCGGAAAGCGACUGUUUGGCGGUUUAAUGAGUACCUUGAGCCAAACUUCUAACACAUCUCAGCAGCAGAAGCGGCGACAAGAAAUUGAGCGCCGGCAGCAAGACCGUAUUCAGAAGCAAAAGGCCGAGGAUGACCAGAAGAGAGCUGAGAAGCUGGAGAAGCUGCACUUAGUACGCAUGGCGGAGCAAAUUGUGUUUGACGAAGAAGUGAUGAAGAAGAAGCACGAAAAACGGCUGGCCAUGGCAAAAUUCUUGCGGACAAGGGCGGAGCCAUCAAUUUUCUACCUACCAUGGAAAACCACGCCUGAGCAGAAAGACACCAUCGACGACCAGAUCCAGAGGGCGAAAGCCACAGUGGAAAAGGAGGUGGAGCAAUUCAAGGCUCGAAAACAGCGGCACAUUGAGCGGUAUGGUCCCCCAACGAGGCAAAUCAGCGUGACCCCUGAUGAACCUGCUGCCAUGAGAGCACCGGAGCGCGAGAGCCCUGUCCGGAGUCCUCAUCACAGCGCCGAUAAAACACACCUACAGGAACGAAGAGUGUCCCAAGACCUGCACAGGGCGCAUCACGAUGAAUCUGGUGAUGACCUCGAGGAGGCUGAGGAGGACAUGGUGAUUUACUGA